Messenger RNA from Rhea pennata, 1955 nucleotides. RefSeq names its product protein phosphatase 3 catalytic subunit gamma (gene PPP3CC). Bases 166 to 1731 code for a protein of 521 amino acids. Gene Ontology annotation, cellular component: cytoplasm; calcineurin complex. Gene Ontology annotation, molecular function: calmodulin binding; calmodulin-dependent protein phosphatase activity. Gene Ontology annotation, biological process: calcineurin-mediated signaling. Lineage: Eukaryota; Metazoa; Chordata; Aves; Rheiformes; Rheidae. The transcript has 15 exons. The record is from RefSeq and is a predicted model, not a curated record.
GCGGAGCUGCCGCCGCCUGGACGCUGAGCGGAUCCCCGGGCCGCCGCCGCGGCCCGCUCAGCCGCCGGGAGCAUCCCGGGGCGCCCCCUCCUUUCGUAGCGAGGGGAGGGGGAAGGCCGCAGGCCGGCCCUUAGCGGGGAGGGGGACGGGACAGGCGGCACCACCAUGUCCGGGCGCGGCCACAACAAGCUGCCGACCACCGAGCGCAUCGUCAAGGCUGUCCCGUUUCCUCCCACGCAGCGGCUCACUCUGAAGGAGGUGUUUGAGGACGGGAAGCCUAGGCUUGACGUCUUGAAGAGCCACUUGGUAAAGGAAGGGCGCUUGGAAGAGGAUGCGGCGUUGAAGAUAAUCAAUGAUGGGGCUGCCAUUCUUAGGCAUGAGAAGACAAUGAUCGAAGUGGAGGCUCCGAUCACAGUGUGCGGUGACAUUCAUGGGCAGUUUUUUGACCUGAUGAAGUUAUUUGAAGUUGGAGGAUCACCCAAUAACACCCGCUACCUCUUUCUGGGAGACUACGUGGACAGAGGCUACUUCAGUAUAGAGUGUGUGCUGUAUUUAUGGAGUUUAAAGAUAAAUCAUCCCAAAACAUUGUUCCUCCUUCGAGGGAACCAUGAGUGCAGACACCUCACAGAAUACUUCACCUUUAAGCAGGAAUGUCGAAUCAAGUAUUCAGAGCGAGUGUAUGAUGCAUGUAUGGAUACAUUUGACUGUCUUCCUCUUGCUGCCCUCCUAAACCAGCAAUUUCUGUGUGUUCACGGAGGACUGUCUCCAGAAAUCACAUGUCUAGAUGACAUUAGGAAAUUAGACAGGUUUAAGGAGCCUCCAGCCUUUGGUCCAAUGUGUGACCUACUCUGGUCUGAUCCAUCAGAGGAUUAUGGUAACGAGAAGACGCUGGAGCAUUUCACCCACAACACUGUUCGAGGCUGCUCCUAUUUCUACAGUUAUCCUGCAGUGUGUGAAUUUUUGCAGAACAAUAGUUUGUUAUCUGUAAUCCGAGCUCAUGAAGCCCAGGAUGCUGGGUACCGAAUGUACAGGAAGAGCCAGACAACAGGCUUUCCGUCAUUAAUCACAAUCUUCUCUGCACCAAAUUAUCUAGAUGUCUAUAACAACAAGGCUGCUGUACUGAAAUAUGAAAACAAUGUCAUGAACAUCAGGCAGUUCAACUGUUCGCCUCAUCCAUACUGGCUUCCAAACUUCAUGGAUGUCUUCACAUGGUCUUUGCCUUUUGUAGGGGAAAAGGUCACAGAAAUGCUCGUUAACAUCCUCAACAUAUGCUCCGAUGAUGAGUUGAUUUCAGAUGGUGAUGAGACGUUGGAAGAUCACUACAUUUCAAGCUAUCAGAAAGGUGGGACAACAGUCCGUAAGGAAAUCAUCAGGAAUAAGAUUAGAGCCAUUGGGAAGAUGGCACGAGUCUUCUCUGUCCUUCGGGAGGAGAGCGAGAGCGUGCUGACCCUCAAAGGCCUGACGCCCACAGGUACACUGCCCCUGGGAGUGCUCUCAGGGGGGAGGCAGACCCUGCAGACUGCCACAGUAGAAGCAGUAGAGGCACGGGAAGCCAUUCGUGGAUUUUCACCGCAGCACAAGAUCCGCAGCUUCGAAGAAGCCAGAGGGCUAGACCGCAUUAAUGAACGCAUGCCGCCACGCAAAGAUUCAAUGCACUCAGACGGGCCGGUAAACUUGGUAACCUCAACAAACUCUGCAGACAAGAAUGGCACAGGGAAGAAAGCCCAGUAAUGGUCCGAAUGCCCAAUCUGCACCACUAAAGGAUCCAAAACUUAAUGAAUUUUAUUUAUUUAUUAUUGGGGUGGGGUGGGGGCAGGGGAGAAACCAACUUCACCUGGAGGCACGUUCAUAAUCCAGUUUGCAUCCAUUCUGUAAGAAAGGUGACCAUUUUGUAAUUUUUUUAUUUAUGUUCAAUAUAUAAAAAGUCCAUCCUUUUUUUUUAAUUUAGAAACCAA